Molecule: messenger RNA, 1140 nt
Organism: Diutina rugosa
Lineage: Eukaryota; Fungi; Ascomycota; Pichiomycetes; Serinales; Debaryomycetaceae
Exons: 1
Coding region: 1-1140 (379 amino acids)
Source: RefSeq, a predicted model, not a curated record
AUGCUUGCUCGGGUUGGAUUGCGCCGGAGCAUAGCCCGACCCUAUCAGUUGUCGUGGCUUCGUUACCAGUCUAACCAGCCUAACACGCCACUGGACUAUACCCCGAAAAAGAACUUGCCCACACCAGGAGAAUGGAACCAGCUUAAACAGCACAUCCCGGGGGAGACGGUGCAGACCAAUACGCUCAAGGAUAGAGUGCCGAUGUUCCCUCUUGGUAAAGAAAACGUUCCCACCCUCAUUCCUCGUCCAGGAGUGCCUCGAGUUGGACCUCAAUAUACUUUCCGCCAGGUGGUCGAUAUCUUGAAAAAUAAGAAACAGCCGGAACUUAUCUACGAAAGUGAGCCUCACCGUCUUUAUUUCCUUACCUGUUUCUGUUGCGCUUUGGUAUUUGCUGUCUACGCCUGUGUAUUGCUAGAGUACGCUUGGUUCCAAGCCAAUAAGGACUACGAAGAAAAUACCACUGAAAAGAACGAAGUAUUGCGCAAACGGGAAUGGUUGUUCAGCUUGAUGAAGAAUGCUUCUUUCGGUAUCAUUAUGGCCGUGGCCGCGUUCGCCGUCGCUAAGUUCCCUACGCGGUUGAUCCGUCGUAUGUGGUACUUACCUGCGGGUAAGGCCACCAAUGCUGCCAAAGGUGUUUCCAGUACUGGCGCUGCAACCACUCCUGAAUUUGUCCAGUUUACCGCAUAUCCGUUAUUCCCCGGUCAAGCUACUCCCGUGAUCACGGUGCCUUUGGAAAACCUUACUCGUCGUCACACCGCGAGAGUCUGGACCGGUAAAGGGUUUUACGGUACUGCUGACAACUCGUUCUUUUUCUUUGUACUUAAGGAGACUGGUGAACACAAGCGUAAUUGGAUUGUUGACCGUAAAGGAUUCUUCUGGUCCGACGGCAGAGUGUUCGACUACUUGUUUGGCAAGGAGCUGUUAGCUGCUGCUGAAGCCGGGAUCCCUUACGACGAGCAAGUGGGGAUCAUCAACCGCGAGGUGGCGAAGAAGAAGAAGCAACUCCGCAAAGAGCACGGCCCGUUGUGGAGACUUAAAAUGGGGGCUAACGAAGCUAAGGCCGACUUGGACAAAGCUGGCUCGUACGUGCAAGGUUUGCGCAAGCCUGACCAAAAGCGUUUAGGCAAGGGCAAAUCGUGA